Molecule: messenger RNA, 4554 nt
Organism: Erigeron canadensis
Lineage: Eukaryota; Viridiplantae; Streptophyta; Magnoliopsida; Asterales; Asteraceae
Product: symplekin
Exons: 27
Coding region: 209-4120 (1303 amino acids)
Source: RefSeq, a predicted model, not a curated record
CAAACCCGACUUUUUUCCCCCAAAUUCAACCAUCUUCUUUCUAUCCAUCUUUCUCUUUCAAUAAUACAAAAAAUAAAACCCUAGAAACCCCAAAUUCCCCAAUUCAUGAAAUAAAAUAAAUUCCAUUAUAAUAAUUAUUAUUACACAUACAAUAAUAUAUAUAAAUAUAUAGGGCCAAUUCUCACAAACACACACACACCGAUUAACAAUGGCGAAUUCAUCACAGAGAGAGCAAGCACUCUCUCUGUUAGCCGCUGCAAACAACCAUGGCGAUUUAGCCGUAAAGCUUUCUUCUUUAAAACAAGCCAAAGAUAUUUUAUUAAAUUCCCCUGAUCUUUCGCUCGAAUUAUUUCCUUUUUUUGUUGAAAUUCAAUCUUCUCAUGAACCUCUUGUUCGAAAAACCCUAAUUGAGGCUAUUGAGGAGAUAAGUCUAAGAAAAUUGGAGUAUUCAGCAGUACUUAUGCAAGUGUUGUUGACACUACUAAGUGACGAUGAUUCUGUAGUUGCUAAACAAUCCAUUGUUGCUGGCACACAUAUAUUUUGCAAAGUGUUAGACGAGUUAACACUGCAGUUUCAGAGGCAUGGUUUUGUUGAGAGAUGGCUUGAAGAUAUCUGGUCUUGGAUGAUUAAGUUUAAAGACGCUGUCUUGCAGAUUGCGUUGGAGGAUAAGUCUGUCGGUCCAAGGUUGCUUGCUUUGAAGUUUUUGGAAACUUGUGUGUUGCUCUUCACGUCGGACAAUGAUUCUAGAGGUUAUACCAAUGAAGUGAAUAGAAGUGUACAGGUGUUCAAUAUAUCAUGGCUGGCUGGUGGUCAUCCUGUUUUGGAUUCAGUUGCACUGCAGUCAGAAGCAAACAAAUACUUCAUGAUUUUACUCGAUUUGCUGAGAUUAGCUAGUAGUCUCCCGGGUUCCAUUACCAUUUCUGUUGUUAAUAGUCUUGCUACCAUUGGCCGAAGGAAGCAGAUCCAGUAUAGCUCUGUUCUUUCUGCUCUGCUUGAUUUCGAUGCUAAUUAUAUAGCAAAAGGAUCCCACAAUGCAAGCAUACAGUACUCUUUAAGAACUGCACUCUUAGGAUUUUUGAGGUCUACACACCCUGUAAUUAUGGAGUCAAGAGAGAAGCUGCUGAAGGUUUUGCGGGCAAUGAAUGCUGGGGAUGCAGCCGACCAGGUGUUGAGACAGGUUGAUAAAAUGAUAAGAAAUAGCGAGCGUGCUUAUCGGGAUGCUCGCGCUAACAAGGACGAGCAACCAUCAAGCCAUAUGAUUAUGUCAGGGGACUUACCUAGGAAACGAUCAGCCUCUACGGAUCAAGACCAUAUGGUUUUGUCUGAUUUAGCAUCAAAAAGGAGCCGCUAUGCCUCUAAUAAUGAUUCAGCACAUGAUCACCCAAUAAAUGGAGGGUCGACCAAGAUGCCGCCACCAGAUAAUGGUCUGACGCCUGUUGAACAAAUGAUUGCCAUGAUUGGUGCUUUACUUGCUGAAGGAGAAAGAGGAGCUGAAUCUCUUGAAAUCCUUGUAUCACAGAUACAUCCGGAUCUUCUAGCUGACAUUGUUGUGACAAAUAUGAAACAUUUGCCUAAAAGCCCUCCCUUAAUAUCGAAGCUUGGCAGCCUCCCUGGAUCCCGUUCUUCGCAGCUUGCACCAACUACACAGAAUGCUGUGCUUUCAGCAAAUGCAGUUGGCACACCGCUCCCCACUACUGCCACUUCUACUAGUCUCCAAGCAGAUACAAAACGUGAUUCACGAAGGGAUCCACGACGCCUUGACCCGCGACGUCUGUCUCUACCAAUUGAUACUCCAUCUGAGCAUAUUGAAGAUUUUGGUUUAGCAGAGCCUGAGGUUGACACAUCUUCCUUGUCUAAAAGACAAUCUCUGCCACCUGUAGUACCAAGUUCCUAUAAUGCACCAGAUAUUCUUGUGCCCAAAUCAGAAACCAUGUCGCUCAUCCCUGAACAUAUUACAAUUCCCCAAGUUCAGGUUCCGGAUGAACAAGUACACACUACACAAGGCAUGCAAGUUGGUACUGACAUGGAAAGUAAUAUUACUUCAGAUGCAGCAAUAUCUCCCAUUGGUCAUGCUAACACGGACUCAGAUGCACAAAUAUCAACAGAUAUUGUAAUGACGGAUGAUGACCACCCACUCUCGUUAGUGGAAUCCGACCAGCUUUCACCAAGCCCAGUGGACACACCCGUCUUGGAGGAAAUCUCUGUUGAUUUACCAGUGGUUCCAUCUUAUGUGGAAUUGACUGAAAAACAACAAAGAGAUAUAGAGAAAUUGGCAAUUAAAAGGAUUUUAGACUCUUAUACGCAAUUAAGAGGGACAGAGUUUUUGCAGACACGGAUGGCAUUGCUUUCUCGACUGGUUGCUCAGGUCAAUGCUGAUGAUGAUGUAAUUUCAAUGAUACAAAAGCAUAUUGUCUCAGACUACCAGAAUCAGAAGGGGCACGAACUCAUUAUGCAUGUGCUAUACCACCUGUAUAUUCUCAAGAUUCCAGAUUCACCUGAAGACUCUUCAGUGACUAUUGUAUAUGAAAACUUCCUUCUGGGAGUGGCGAAGUGUUUGCUGGAUGCUUUGCCAGCAAAUGAUAAGUCCUUCAGUCGACUUCUCACUGAAGCUCCUUCUUUGCCCGAAUCUGCAUUCAAGCUCCUUAAUGAUAUAUGCUGCUCAGAUAAUAAUUAUGGAAAAGAUCUUCGGGAUGGUGACCGUGUACAUCAAGGUCUUGGUUCUUUGUGGAGCUUAAUCUUGGGACGUCCUAACUAUCGUCAGGCUAUUUUGGAUAUUGCCUUGAAGUGUGCUGUUCAUCCAAAAGAUGACAUCCGUGCAAAAGCUAUCCGAUUGGUGGCAAACAAACUUUUUGUGAUCGAUUACAUCUCAGAGAAAAUUGAAAAUUUUGCUACAAAUAAAUUGCUCUCAGCUGUCAAUAGACCAGUAUCAGAUGCUGGACUGUCAAUGUCAGGUCUUGAUGAGCAAAGAACUGAAGGGCAGAUGGGAAGUCAAGAAACAUCAAUUAGUGGCUCUCAAAUUUCAGAGCCAGGGACUUCUGAGAAUGAUUUUGCAUUGGGAGGACAAUCUAAUUCUCAAAAUGAUUUGUCAAUGUCACCUGCUCAAGCUCAACAACACCUUUCUUUGUUUUUUGCUUUAUGUACCAAGAAGCCCAGUCUUCUUCAACUUGUAUUUGACAGAUAUGAUCAUGCCCCAAAGGUUGUUAAACAGGCUAUCCAUCGCCAUGUUCCUAUUCUUAUCCGGGCCUUAGGUCCCUCAUAUUCAGAUUUACUCAAAAUAAUCUCGGAUCCACCCCAAGGAAGUGAAAACCUACUAACACAGGUGCUGCAUGUUUUGUGUGAGGGCACGACACCUUCUGUUGAUCUGGUUGCCACUGUCAAGCGAUUAUAUGAAACUAAACUUAAGGAUGCUACAAUACUUAUACCGAUACUGUCUACCUUUACCAAGAAUGAGGUUUUGCCUAUUUUCCCCCGUCUUGUUCAGCUUCCAUUGGACAAGUUUCAGACGGCGUUGGCUCACAUUCUACAGGGGUCUGCUCAUAUGGGGCCUGCACUAACACCAGCAGAAGUACUAGUUGCAAUCCAUGAUAUAAACCCUGAGAGGGAUGGCGUUCCACUUAAAAAGAUAACGGAUGCUUGUUCAGCUUGUUUUGAGCAACGCACUGUUUUCACACAACAAGUUUUAGCAAAGGCAUUAAACCAAAUGGUUGAUCAAACACCUUUACCUCUUCUCUUCAUGAGGACAGUAAUCCAGGCGAUUGAUGCUUUCCCCAAGCUGGUCGACUUUGUGAUGGAGAUACUUUCCAAACUUGUUAGCAAACAGGUGUGGAGGAUGCCGAAAUUGUGGGUUGGAUUUUUAAAAUGCAUUUCACAAACGCAACCACAUUCUUUUCGUGUAUUAUUACAAUUGCCAUCACCACAACUUGAGGGUGCUUUGAACAAAUAUGGUAGUCUCCGGCACCCACUUGCUGCGUAUGCCAAUCAACCUGGUGUCAAAGCUUCAUUGCCUAGGCCUACUCUACAAGCCCUUGGUCUUGCAAGUGAACCACAAUUGGAGCAACAAAAUCAUGCUGCUGCUUUCAACAAUCCAGACACAAGUGCCAAAGUUCAAGGGACAUCAUGACAAUAAUAAACCAAGGACUACACAGUUUUCAGGCCUUAAACAACCUUUUUUCCGAGUACGCAAAGAGGCGUGGGACCCUUUAUUUUUCCCCGAGUAAAUAUAGUAGAAUUCAACAUUUGAGAUAUCAUGUUGUUUAUCGAGAGUUUGAAUCAAAGGGGAUCCUAGGUAGGGGUCGGCUCGUGUACACUGAGGUGUAUCAUUAAUUCAUUGUUAUCUUUUGUAAUUCCUUCUUCUAUAUAAUUCGGAGGUAGCCUUGUAGGAACUUCUAUAAAGUAGCACGUACUCAAGUACAUCUCAUAUGGAUACUGAACAAACAUCACAGUUUCCACCUUGAUGAUGCUUCAUUUAUGAAUGUUCCAAAAGUUACUGUAUAAUAGUUUGUUUUUGCAAGAUUAUCAGUUGGCAAUGAAAGCUAUACAUUUUUGAAUUUUUUA